GGCGAAGUUACCUGGUGAUAUAUAAGACUAUGAAGAUCCGACGAAGGUUCCCGUAUACGUCCGUAUAACACAUACCCGUAUAAUCUAAUACCCCGUAUGUAACAAUCUCCGAACCACGCCUCUGCUAUGAAAGUCUUCGUUUUCGCUUUGCUCUUUACGCUCGUUUCGUCGGAACGCGGCGUCCUCUACAGGUCCCGCACGUUUCGUCAACCCGUCGUCAUCCGGGCGGCCAAUAAGUGGCCAGAUCGGCUUCAACAAUCGAAAUUGAAUGAUGAAAGAGAUUCAGAGCAGCCGAUAAGGAGGACGAGGGCGACGGCGGGCAUCACUGCGAACGAGUACGACCUGGCGAACGACAAUCAUCCGCGCGGGAUCAUCCAUUGGUCAGGAAACUACAGCAAGGCUGUGUUCUUUGUUACACAAGCAGGGAACCCCGUCUCUCAAAGCACAACGUGGAGAUCUACAGACUAUGGGCGGACGUUUUCUAAAGACGAUGACAAGUUUGAUUCAAAUGCUGUUAUUGACAAUUUCUAUCCGUGUCCAAAUAACAAAAUGAAGUUGAUAUUUACCGAUGUUAAGACGAAACGUGUGUAUGUGACAGCUGAUGAAGGAACAAAAUUCAAGCAUUCUAAAGUUCUUCAGUUCAAGCCGUCAUUUAUAUUGUUUCAUCCGAAACUUGAAGAUGUUGUGAUUGCUCAGGAUUUGGUGGCUCACAAGGCAUAUGUUUCUACUGACUUGGGCAUGACAUGGACACAGUUAGCUCCAAAUAAGGCAAACUCAAAAAUAUAUCGCAUCUCCUGGGGGGUGCCGGGUGUUGACUCACCGGAAAUCAUCUUCUUUGAACUCUCACAAGAUGGUACUUCUGCUGUGUUGUAUCAAGACAAUGUGACGGCUAUUGGUGGCUCCUUUCUCCAACCGUUUCAGGGAUCUAGUCUACAUUUUCUAGCUAAUUCGUUGGAAGUUGUUGACGAGUACAUGUUUGUGUCGGUUUCCAUGGGAAACGAUCUUGCCAUGUAUCGAUCGUAUCAACGGAAAUCGUUUGAGAAGGCGUACUUUGCAACGGAGUUUCCUUUUAAGGAUUUUUUUGUUGUUGAUGCAACUGAGCACCAGAUGUUUGUCGCUGUCUACCACUUCAACAAUCUCACCAGUGUGUACUCUUCUGACGUCACUGGACGAUUCUUCACACUCUCUAUUGACAAUGUUGUGUCAGCCUCGUCACUUGCCUGGCUUACAAACAACAAUCUGUUUGUGGAUUUCUACAGAGUUCGUGGCAUUCAGGGCAUCUACAUUGCAAACAAACUCACUAAAGACGGAAAAAAGCAGUCUUUGAUAUCGUUCAAUAAAGGCGGAAGUUGGCAACCGUUGAUGCCAUCGAAGGGCGUCACGUGCUCAACAACUAUUUGUAAUGUCAAUCUUCAUAUGUCGUACGGCAGUCAACAGCAAGGUUUACAGGAUAUUUUCACAUCGGAAAAUGGCAUUGGCCUGCUGAUGGCUCAUGGAAAUGUUGGUCCAUUUCUUCGUGAUGAAGCAACUCUGAUGGUUUCGCGAGACGCGGGUCUCACUUGGGACAUGGCACUGCAAGAGAGCAGCUCCAAUGCAAGGGGAUUUGAUUUUUUGUUUGGCGACCACGGCAGCUACAUGGCGGCUACUGAUCAUUACCAACAGUCGACGUAUCUUCAUUACAGUUGUAACGAGGGAACGGACUCAAAGUGGCCUGGCAUCCAGUUUAGCAAUUCGAACAAUCUCGUUGUGAACGGCAUGUUUACUGAACCCGGUGAAACAACAGAAAUUGCAACAGUCUUUUGUAGUCGAUUGGAUCAGCAUAAUUACUUUCAGAAUUGGGUGGUUGUGCAAUUAAACUUUACAACUUUGUUUCCCAAGAAAUGUGAAUCGUCUGACUAUAAGGAUUGGGUGCCACUGGAAGAAGUAAACAAUGUGAUGUGUCUUCUUGGUCAACGUUCUUUCUAUCAGCGUCGUAUAACCGAUCAUUGUUGCUACAAUGGACGAGAGUACAUACGACCGGAAAAACAGUUGUACUGUACUUGUACAAGAGAAGACUAUGAAUGUGACUACGGAUACGUUCCAAGUUCAACGACAGCAGACAAAUGCAUAGAAUCCAAACGCAUCACAGCGUACAAUCCAAAGAACCACUGCACCGAAGGCGAGACAAUCAGCGUAACUCAAGGAUAUCGUAAGGUGUCCGGUGAUGUAUGCAGAGGUGGAGACACGAGUCAAUGGGCAAUGAAACAAGAGAAAUGUGUUGCAAUGGCUCCUGGCGAGUUGACGUUGGAGUCUGAUAUUGAAGGCAGUGGAGUUCCCAUCGGACGACAAGUACAUUUUACAUUGAGACAAAAAAAGGGUUUCUUUCAAGGUAUCAAGUACGUGUGGUCAUUUGGUGACAAAUCUCAACUCGUCUCGACUCUUCAUGUCGAUAACUUCCCUGUAGUUAAGAAUCACUCAUACUCGACAGCUGGUAGCUACAAGGUGACAGUGAAUGCCAGCAAUAGUGUUGGGUUGUCAACCGUGCAGCUAGUGGUGACAGUCUACGACGUCAUAUCAACUUUGAAUAUUAUCCCUCCUCACGCCGUUUUACCAACCGACAAUGUCACUUUCAUCUGCCAGCCAACAGGCAACACACUCGCACCAAUACAUUACGAAUGGAAGUUUGGAAACGACGACACAUCGUUCACACUGACACGAAAUCGCACCAUACAUCACGUGUUCGGAUCGACUGGAAAGUUUCUCAUCUCGGUGACUGCAUACAAUCCCGUGUCGACGAAGUCAUCACAUGUUUACGUUUCAGUCUACAGUGCAGUACGGACGUUGCGUCUCGGUUUCAGUCGUUCCGCUGUGAAGGAAAAAGCUACGCUUGAUGAUUUCGAUAGUCUGAUGGCUGAUAGUUUGGUUAAUGUGGUUGCACAGGUGACUGGAUAUGAUACGAGUCGAUUUGAAGCAUUUGUGGUCUACCCUCCUGCAUCAGAUCAAGUUGAAGUCGAUUUAUCUGUAGUCGCCAACAACAAGAAUGAAGAGAGUGACAUUGAAACAAUCUUGCAGUGGGUGAAAUAUGCUGUGGAUGCACACGAAAUCACUGUGGUGUUGACACCACAAAGUUCACAAAUCGAAGAAAGUUCACUGAUUGAAGCAAUUUCAUCACAUGAAGUGAUUGUAAAUCCUCGUAUCCAACCAUCAUCUGCCAAACAUGUCAAUAGUGUUGGUGGUGAAACCAUUGGCAUCAUCAUCAUCACCAUAUUGGCUGUACUCAUCAUCAUCAUAUCCAUCAUAUUUGGCAUGUGGUACAGACAACGUUACUCAAGACUUGAGAACUCAUACUUUAGAUUGAAUCAAGACAGGAAUGUUCACCUUACAUUAGAUGAAGAUGACAGCGACGACGACUCUCCUCUUGCACUUGCAAGGAGCCACGAUGAUACGAAAGCAACAAACAAUGAUGAUGAUGAUGAAGACGAUGAUAAACUGCUGAAUGACGUGUAAAUAACUGUUACAUUUACUAGAAAUGCAAUGAGUGUGUCCAUAAGGAUUAUUGUAUGUAUCUGCUGGGUUAGCUGUUUAGAGUUGAUCUUCUGUAUGUGCUCACUGUGUGUUGCUGUUCAAACAUGAUUAAUUAAUUAACACAAACUUAGAAAAGCAAAACUCAUAACUUAGCUGGAGUGACAUUGUAACAUAAACUGUUGUUGUAAACUGACAGUCAAAUGUG
This is a messenger RNA of Corticium candelabrum, 3709 nucleotides long. RefSeq names its product VPS10 domain-containing receptor SorCS2-like. The coding region runs from base 127 to 3486 and encodes 1119 amino acids. The transcript has 26 exons. Gene Ontology annotation, cellular component: membrane; Golgi apparatus. Gene Ontology annotation, molecular function: protein binding. Gene Ontology annotation, biological process: post-Golgi vesicle-mediated transport. The record is from RefSeq and is a predicted model, not a curated record. NCBI's taxonomy places the organism in Eukaryota, Metazoa, Porifera, Homoscleromorpha, Homosclerophorida, Plakinidae.